AUGCGGAACUCGCGUCCAAUUCUAUCAACUUAAGUAAAGUAUAGAAGUAUAGAUAGAUAGAUAUUUUCGAGAGAGAUCACAGCAGCAGUCCACACAAGGAUUUUUUUUUCUUUUUUGAUAAAUAGUCCACACAAGAACUUGUCGUCGGGUCGUGGAUUUGGACUCGAAAUGGAGGGAAAUUCGGAUUUCGGCGUGAACUCGCCUUUGCUGGAGGCGAACGGAAGUCCAAGAAAGACGACUCGUGAAGACGGAAAGCGAGGAGGCGACCUGAGUCCGCGUAACUCGAUGAACUUUCUGAGGAACGAGUUUGUUUCGCGAUUGCCUGAUAAGGUUCGCUCGUCUCUCGAUGUCGAAUCUCCUUAUCAUAUCAAUAUCUCCAAAGCCAACAGCCUUAGCGAAGUUCUGCUUUCUCAUCAAGAGAUUGGGCACCACUGCAGUUCAUGCUUGAAACUAGUGAGUUAUUUUAUAGGAGAGAAGGAAUACUAUGAGAAACAAUUUUCUACUCUGAAAUCCUUUGAGGAAGUUGAUUCUUUGGUAACAUCCGGGUGCAUUGAGGAGGAUGAUUCCGAAGAACAAGUGCAAGCUGAGAGAGCCAUGAAAAUCUCCAAUUAUGCCAAUAUCGUACUUCUGGCACUUAAGAUCUAUGCUGCAAUAAGGAGUGGAUCAAUAGCAAUUGCUGCAUCAACUUUGGACUCUUUACUUGAUCUCAUGGCUGGUGGCAUACUAUGGUUAACACAUCGUUCAAUGAAGAGCAUAAAUAUCUAUAAAUAUCCAAUAGGAAAAUUGAGAGUGCAACCGGUGGGUAUAAUUAUAUUUGCUGCAGUCAUGGCUACACUUGGAUUUCAAAUAUUAAUCCAGGCUGUAGGGCAACUAAUUGAAGACAAACCUUCUGAAAAGAUGUCCGCAAAUCAGUUGGGGUGGUUGUGCUCAAUCAUGAUUAUUGCUACUGUGGUAAAGCUUGCCCUCUGGUUUUACUGCAGAAGCUCUGGGAACAGUAUUGUCCGUGCCUAUGCAAAGGAUCACUAUUUUGAUGUGGUAACAAAUGUAGUAGGACUAAUUGCAGCCAUUCUCGGUGAUAUAAUCUAUUGGUGGAUUGAUCCAGCUGGUGCUAUUAUUCUCGCGAUUUACACAAUUGCAAAUUGGUCUGAGACUGUAAUGGAAAAUGCAGUUUCACUAGUGGGACAGUCAGCGCCCCCUGAAGUUAUGCAGAAAUUGACUUAUCUUGUGAUAAGACACCCUCAAGUGAAGCGGAUUGAUACUGUCCGAGCAUACACCUUUGGUGUUCUUUAUUUUGUAGAGGUGGAUAUUGAACUUCCAGAAGAUCUACCUUUAAAAGAGGCUCAUGCAAUUGGAGAAACUUUGCAGGAGAAAAUAGAGAAACUCCCGGAAGUUGAGCGAGCAUUUGUUCAUCUUGAUUUUGAAUGUGAGCACACACCAGAGCAUUCUGUUCUCAGCCGGCUGCCCAACAGUUAGCGGUAUUGUUCUUCUUGUGUUGUCUUGUUGCACAUAACACCGGCAUUUUAUAUAUCUGCUAUCAUAUGUAAUGCGAUAAAUUGUUUUCAUUGCAAAUUUUUUUACUUCUUGCCC
Molecule: messenger RNA, 1587 nt
Organism: Tripterygium wilfordii
Lineage: Eukaryota; Viridiplantae; Streptophyta; Magnoliopsida; Celastrales; Celastraceae
Product: metal tolerance protein 4-like
Exons: 7
Coding region: 169-1473 (434 amino acids)
Biological process (GO): monoatomic cation transport; transmembrane transport
Cellular component (GO): membrane
Molecular function (GO): manganese ion transmembrane transporter activity
Source: RefSeq, a predicted model, not a curated record